GAGAAGUUUGAGUAAGAGAUAAGGGCGAGGCGAGUGCCCGAGCCGCCAGCGCCCAGUCCGGCACCGCCGCGCCGCCGCACCGCACCGUUCCCGCACCGGUCCCGCACCUCACCGCACCGCACCGCACCGCGCGGCCGGACCCCGCCGCGCCCCACACCGCGCCGCGCCUCACCGCGCGACCCCGUCUCUCUCCGCAGCCCCGACAGUAUCUCUCACGCCGGUGGUGUUUUGUUUUGCUUUUUUUAAUAUAUUUUUUUCAUUUCGAGUUUCUUUUUUUUUUUCUUUUGUUAUUACUACUUCUACUUUUUUAUUUUUACUUUUAUUUUUAGCGACAGCUCUCAAACCUACUUUGGGGUCUUAAAACGAAACGGUACACCAUUUCACUGUGGACAUUACACCCUCUUACAGAUAUGGGAGACAUGGGAGACCCACCAAAAAAAAAACGCCUGAUUUCCCUAUGUGUUGGUUGCGGCAAUCAGAUUCACGAUCAGUAUAUUCUGAGGGUUUCUCCGGAUUUGGAAUGGCAUGCGGCGUGUUUGAAGUGUGCAGAGUGUAAUCAAUAUUUGGACGAGACCUGUACGUGCUUUGUUAGGGAUGGCAAAACCUACUGUAAAAGAGAUUAUAUCAGGUUAUACGGCAUCAAGUGCGCCAAGUGCAGCAUCGGCUUCAGCAAGAAUGACUUCGUGAUGCGUGCCCGCGCCAAGGUGUACCACAUCGAGUGUUUCCGCUGCGUGGCCUGCAGCCGCCAGCUCAUCCCCGGCGAUGAAUUCGCGCUGCGGGAGGACGGCCUCUUCUGCCGGGCGGAUCACGACGUGGUGGAGCGGGCCAGCCUGGGCGCCGGGGACCCGCUAAGCCCCCUGCACCCCGCCCGGCCGCUGCAGAUGGCAGCAGAACCUAUCUCUGCCAGACAGCCAGCUCUGCGACCCCACGUCCACAAGCAGCCCGAGAAGACCACCCGAGUCCGGACUGUCCUUAAUGAAAAACAGCUUCACACUUUGAGGACCUGCUACGCUGCCAACCCCAGACCUGACGCCCUCAUGAAAGAGCAACUGGUAGAAAUGACUGGCCUCAGCCCGAGGGUCAUCAGGGUUUGGUUUCAAAACAAGCGUUGCAAGGACAAAAAAAGGAGCAUUAUGAUGAAGCAACUUCAGCAGCAGCAACCCAAUGACAAAACUAAUAUCCAAGGGAUGACAGGAACUCCGAUGGUGGCUGCUAGUCCGGAGAGACACGACGGUGGUUUGCAGGCGAACCCGGUGGAGGUGCAGAGUUACCAGCCGCCCUGGAAAGUACUGAGUGACUUCGCAUUGCAGAGUGACAUAGACCAACCUGCUUUUCAGCAACUAGUUAAUUUUUCAGAAGGAGGACCCGGUUCCAAUUCUACUGGAAGUGAAGUAGCGUCCAUGUCCUCUCAGCUGCCAGAUACGCCUAACAGCAUGGUAGCCAGUCCUAUUGAGGCAUGAGGAACAUUCAUGCAGAUUUCUGUUGUUGUUUCUGCCCUUACCCUCAGCCCUGUUGGAGAAAGUGGGGAAAUGAUCGCGUUGGGACUCCAAAAUUUAGGGGGAUAAAGUAUUUAACAAACCUGUAAUGAACCUAGCAAAGAACCACUCCAUGAAAUGAACGGAGUCAUGUUUGAAAAGACAAGGUAAUAUGGUAGCAACACUGUGAAGACAAUCAUGGGAUCUUACUAGAAUAAAUACUUAAAAAAAAAAAAAACAAAACAAAAAAAACAAACAAACAACAACAAACCGGCGCUAUUCAAUGAUCAGAGGCGGAUCAAAAAGACAUUUGCAAAACGUAAAGGAUUUGUACCCAUGGAUCUCAAAAAAAAAAAAAAAGUGAAAAAAAUAUUUUCAUUUGACUGCACAUCUUAGGGAGAAACCAAGGUAGAGGGACUUUCUAUCUAGUCCCUCCCAAUCCGAAUGGUGCUGUUUCUAUAUCGGUGAUUGCCUUGCCAAAAGGAGCUCCAAUAGGUUUUCCAUCAUCAGGAAAGAGACGAUUUAGCCCUGCAUUGUUGAAAGAUUCAUUGCAGGAAGGUGGAGCUGCAUUGGUUUGCAAUGUUGUUUUUAGUUGACUCUUAACAAGGGGUUGUUUCCUGGGUCUCUUCUAGCAUGUACUGUAGUGGGGAUUUUUUUUGUUUGGUUGAGAUCCACCCUCUAUCAAGUCUGAAGGGAUUAAAAAUAGGUUUUUUAAUUCCUCUUUAAAAACCAAUUUAUAAAAGCAUUGCAACAAGGUAUACCUCUAUUUUGCCACAAAGCGUCUCGGGAUUGUGUUUGAAAUGUGUCCGUCCAAGAACCUUCCCCUCCCCCAAAGAUGUGUAUAGUCAUUGGUUAAAACGACUGUUUUUCUCUCUUUCUCUUUCUCUUUCUCUUUCUCUUUCUCUUUCUCUUUCUCUUUCUCUUUCUCUUUCUCUUUCUCUUUCUCUUUCUCUUUCUCUUUCUCUUUCUCUUUCUCUUUCUUUUUCUCUUUAUCUCAAAAUAAAGGGAAAAAAGAUAAAAAAAGUAAAAGCAAAAAGAAAAAAAAAACACCCUUUCUGUUUGCUCUUGCAUUGCAAAAUUAUAAAGUAAUUUAUUAUUUAUUAUCGGAAGACUUGCCACUUUUCAUGUCAUUUGACUAUUUUUUGUUUGCUGACGUAAAAGAAAAAAAAGAAAAAAAAAAGAAAAAAAAAAAAAAGAAAAAAAGAAAAGGUUGUACCGUGGUCUUUGAAUUAUAUGUCUAACUCUAUGUGGUUUUUGUCUUUUUUUUUUUUCUUAAAUAUUAUGUGAAAUAAAAGCGCCAUAUGUAGAAUUAUUAUAUCUUCAGGACUAUUUCACUAAAUAAGCGUUUGGAAUAGAGAAAAUAAUAAUAAUAUUAAUAUUAAAAAUGAACAAAGUUCCCUCUUUUAAAUAUUUACAAGUUAGCAGCUAAAAUACCUGAAAUAAAAUAUUGCAUGCAAAGCAGGUCGUUAGUGAAUAAAAGGAGUGUGAUAUUUUAUUGCAAGUAUUAACGACCAGCUUGUAAAUUUCCGUUUCAACUUCAGGGCUAGUUGGAUGCCUUAGCUUUCAACCGAUAACGUUAGAAACUCUCUUGUUCCAGCCCCCCAUCCCUUGCCCUUAAAAGUGGUAUUACUCUAGGCAUGAUCUGACGUAACGUUAAGACAUCUAAAGAACUGGGAACUCAGGCUUUUUGCUGAGUUCUAUUAUUUUUAAAAAAUAAUAAAAAGAAAGUGCUGUAUACCAAAGCCUCGUUGUUGAGAUUGUUGAAGUGACCUGUACUUUAAGUAUAAGCUCCUGAUAAAAGGGACGCUUUUUGCUUAACAAGUCAAGUAUGACCAUUAUUUAUCAGUGUCUGCUGUCAAAACGAUUGAAAAAUGCUGCAGGAGGAAUAUAUUUAGGGGAUAUUGCUGUGAAAUUGCACGAAUAGUGUUCCUUAUUUUCUGUCGACUUCCCUCUCUUCACUCCCUCUUUUCUUCCUUUUUUAAUUUGCGGGGGGAGAGGGUCGUGAAAGCUAGAAACGUGGGCGAUUUCUCGGGGAAAAGUAGAAAGAAGAAGAAAAAAACCAACAUAGGAAAAGGGUUGUUUUUGCUCCAGUCCAAGUGCUUUCUAGUGCUCCUGGACAGCACAAGACAAAGGCUCGCUUUAAAAAAACCCUGAACAACUGGAAUAUACAGAGUUUUUUAGUCUGACAAAGACAAGUUGGUUUGCAUGACAGUUACUCCGAACCCUAAUGUUUUCUUAACAUAACCUUCUUUUUCCUCCCUCCUCACCAUCUCAGCCCACCCUGAGCAAGCUCAGCUAUAGAGACAAACCAUUUCGACAGUACUGAGAACAUUAAAAAAAAAAAAAAGGUUAAAAGUCUAAUACAAGGAUUUCAAUCAUCCUGAUUAGAAACUGGAUUCAUUUUGUAUGCUCAAGUGUAAUACAUUUUUGAGUACUUGAUAAAUAUUUAAAUAAAUAUUAAAUCUACCUUAA
This is a messenger RNA of Phalacrocorax carbo (great cormorant), 3947 nucleotides long. Lineage: Eukaryota; Metazoa; Chordata; Aves; Suliformes; Phalacrocoracidae. The record is from RefSeq and is a predicted model, not a curated record.